Molecule: messenger RNA, 891 nt
Organism: Epithele typhae
Lineage: Eukaryota; Fungi; Basidiomycota; Agaricomycetes; Polyporales; Epitheliaceae
Exons: 7
Coding region: 1-891 (296 amino acids)
Source: RefSeq, a predicted model, not a curated record
AUGGCCUUCCCCGUGAUCGAAAUCGCUCACUGCGCCGCGAACGACGCGUUCAAGGCGAACCCGGCCGACAUUGCGACGACGGCGAAGCAGACCGGCGACUUCCUCAAGGCCACCGCAGGCAUCACCAAGAUCGUCCGAGGAGGCCUGCAGCACGAGGACCAGUCGACGGGCUACCUCUUCAUCGGGUGGAACACGUACGAGGACCACAAGGCGCUGAUGGCCUCGCCCGAGUACCCGACGCUCGGCGCCGCCGUCGGCGAUAUCUGGGACGCGGCCCAGGGGAUCAAGAUGUACCACGUCCGACCCGAGCACGACCCCGCGCCCGUCUUCGAGGCGCCGGUGACCGAGGUCGCCAAGUUCACGAUCAAGAGCGCGGCGGACCGCGCGGGCUUCGAGGCCGCGUUCGCGACGCUCACCGGCGCGGUCACCGGCGCGCCGAAGGAGACGGGCCUGCUCGCGCUCACGUGGGGCACGGGCGUCGAGGACGAGGACGUGCGGGUGCUGAUGAUCGGGUGGACGAGCGUCCAGGAUGGGUUGCGCAAGGCUGAGCGUUCGAGUACGCUUCGCGGGUGCGAGGCAUGGAACCUUGGUCAGAGAAAUUCGCUGGAGCAAGAUCAGCAGGCUGGUCCCCGAAAUGUCUUCGUGACUAUCUGGACGAGAGAGCGGUGGUACUUCAAGCGCAAAUAUGUGAAGCCGCCAGGCACCAGUGACGCGACGUCCCCAGGUCAAGUCAGUCGCCUCUCAGUCGGCUCGACAGUGGACCUCGUGGAGACGGACGUCUUCAGCUUCUUUGCCGCGCUCCUGUUCGUGCCCGAGACCAAGGCGCUUUCGCUCGAGGGGCUCGACCAGGUGUUCAGCGUCCUGACGCACGCCUACGCCGCCUACUAUUAG